Manduca sexta (tobacco hornworm) is the source of this 5371-nucleotide messenger RNA. Its product is annotated as silent chromatin protein ESC1-like. Lineage: Eukaryota; Metazoa; Arthropoda; Insecta; Lepidoptera; Sphingidae. The record is from RefSeq and is a predicted model, not a curated record.
ACAGUUGACAGUUCAAAAUAUAAAAAAGUUACCGGAUUCAAACGGUUUCUCGAUGCGGUAUAGUUGUGUUGCUUCGUACUUGUGUCGGUUUUUGGCAAGAUUCCCUCGGGCGCGUGCGUUACAUAAAAUGAACGUCGCACGGCGCGCAUCACAAAAAGGAUAAAAAUAGACUUAUACAGUGAGUUGCGUGUUCAUGGCACGGACAUUUUUGUUUUCAAAUGACACACAUACCGCGUCGUCGCUCAUGUUAUGCGUUAGAAAUCUAAGUGAAACUAUCUGAAAUCGGUUAACUGUAAACAUUGGACUGAUUUUUUUCCGUUUGUGCCUCCAGAUAGUCGCGCGGUGAAGGGAGCGCUCGUGACGGGAGCUGCAAAAAGUUUUUCCAAAGUGUCUGGUGUGAAAAAAUUGUGAAAUGGCUCAUCCAGUGGAGCCAAUGGACAUAGACAACAUUGACAGUGACUUUGACAAUAAGGAGAAUACGUUUCAUCACAACAAUGUCCAGCCGUGCACAGAGAAGGGGUACGAGGAGCUGGACGUCUCUGAACUCAACAUGAGAUUAAGGUACUCUGUAACUCCAGCAGCAUCUCCCAUGUCAAAGAGCUACACCAGUUAUGUUGACAACAGAAGCCUUGAUUCUGAUGAUUCUUUAAACAUAACAGUCAAUGAAGCAAACUUAACACGCUCAUUAAAUGCAACAAUUACUAAAAAUGAUAGUAUUGUAAAGUCUCUUAAAAGCUUACCUCUGCAGUCACUCCCUGCGGAACAGUCGGUUGAGAGAAAUGCAUCAGUGUUACGUCAGCUAGACUCCACAGUAACUAGCAACAAUAACAUAACAGUGACAGUCAGCGGAACUAAUGAUAUUGAUGACAAUUUAUCUUUGCCAAGUUCUUCUUCAUCAGCAGUGCCUACUCCUGAAGCAACAACACCUACAAAGGACAUUCCUAAGCAUGAUGGAGGUUCACCAAUCAUGAGAGGCUUGAAGAGUGUUCUGAACAUGUUUCGGUCAUCACAGAGUCCCAUACCUCCAUCUGAAAGUGAUAAUACUGCUCCAAAGCAGUUAACACCAACUCCUACCAAGCGGCUUUCAUCUGAACCCAGAGAUGAAGAGACUAAACCGGUGCUUGCUUCAACACCUAUAUCCACACAUAAGGUCCGAGAAGCCAAUGGAUCCAAGAGAAACAGUCCUUUAAAGGAUAGCAUCACCUUUAAUGAUGAUUUGGAAAAGGAGUUGCAAUGGAAGGAUGAAACAACAAUACUAUUCAGUCAAGAAAAAAUUCCAAUUCACAAGUUAUUUUAUCAACAGAAGGCAAGCAAAGUUGACAACAAGAUGAGUGACAAAAUGGAUAUGAAAGAAAAUUUUGAUACCACUGUUGAAUAUAUGGACAUUUCAUAUAAUGAUUCUCUAAUUAAAGAUAGAACUAUUACGGAGACUGGACAGGAAAUACUCAAAAAUGAAUUACAUGUGGCAAAUGAAUCAGACAGUGAGUUUUUGGACUGCGAAACAGAGUCUAAUGCAACAAAGACUGAGUCAUAUGUAGUGGACAAUAAGACAGUUGAUUUGAUCAAAGAUGAAUCCAUAGUUCAGAAAACAAUGGACAAUAUAGUGCUCUAUGAAGAUAAUCAAAAAAUCCAUCAUAUUGAUGAACCUAAAGAAGAAAAUGUGACUGCUCCAAUAGCAACUGUUAAUAAAGAAGAAACUAUAGAAAAUAAAUUGUUUCCAUCAUUAAUUCAAAACGAAAAUAUUGACAUAUUAAAUAAAUCAAAACUAGAUAGUAAUCUAUAUUCUGAAGAUAACUUAAAUCUAACAAAGGAAAUGGAUAAUACCCAAAAAUCAAAAUCAGAAGUUGAAACAGUUUUAGACCAAUCUGAACAAAACCAUGAUGAACUUAAUCUAGAUAUUACUAUGACCAUGGACAAUCCAGAAAUUAAGAAUAAUUCUAUAAAUAAUAUGUUGGAAGUUUCAACUUUGGAGUCACACACUAAAUCACUGAGUUCAUUAAUAGAGAGUCUAGAUGUGACAAAGUCAUUUGAUGAAGAAAAAGCAAAUAUUGAAGGUAAUGUUGAUCUUGAUCUUACUACAACAAUUAAUCAAAAUACUUCAAAUUUAGAAAUUAGCAACAUAGAGAUGCCGAUCCAGGAAAAUCCAGCACAAAUUCUAGAUGCUGUUACUAAUAUCAAUGCUACAAUUACAACCAAUGAUCAAGAAAAUAAAACUUUUGAACUUAGUAACAUGUCAGAAACAUUUACUUUAAAUCUACCAGAAAAUUUAUUAAGUUCUACUAUACAGAAUCUUGAUGUUACUAUGAAUGUGGAUAAGAAAGAAGAGGUUACAGAUAAUAAAGGCGGCUUAGUUUCUGUGAAAGAUAAGGUUGUAGAUACUACAUUUGAUAUUACCAACGACACUAUUAAAGAUGUUUCUGUAACUACAUCAACAAUAAACCCUGUACAAGAAAUUAUAACCCACGAGGCAUCCCAAGUAAUAGAUAAUAAUAUUGCAUUACAACCCAUAACUGUUAAUGAAUCUGCUGCUGCACCUGCUGACGUUCCAUUGCCUGAUGAUGAUGAUAUAGAAAAAGAUAUGAGCCUUUCUACAGAUACGAGUAUUCCUGUAACGGAUAAUGUGUCGGCUAUGGUCGACAGAAGCAUAGCAGAAACAAAAGUUAAAAUGAUAAUUGAGAAUGCAGUUGUAGCAGUAUCUGAAUUUAAUACGCAAUUACCUGAUAUGUUUUUAAAUGGUGAAAACAUAAAUAAUAGAACUGAUUUUCCCAACCCCCUCCAAGUACAGGCCGUUCCUAAUGAAGAUGUGGCUGGGGACAGUGUAAACAUAAAUACCGAAGUUUGUAGUGUACCAGAAUGUCAUCAAACACAUCAGAACGAUUCUGUAGCAGACACUGAAAAAAAUAUUGACACUACUUUUAAUGUGCAUACAUCAAUUGUAAAUGAAAACGUCAAAAACGUACAAGAUUUACCUGAUGUUGUUAAAGAACAUGUAAAUGACAUUGAUAUUACUGCAUUAGGCGCACCCCAAUCUCAAACAAUUGAUAAUGUCGGUAAUGAUAUUUAUAAUGAAGAAUCUAAUAUGGAUGGAAAUCAACUACAAUCAUCUAAUCAUGAACAAGAUAAAACUACACAAGACAACACGGAAAGCAAUAUUGAACCAACAAUAUUAUCUGAUAAUCAGAUGGAAACUUCAGCAUGUGAAGAAAUUUUGGACAAAAAUAGAGAACUAACAGAAGUAUUUCUGAUUGAAGAAAAGAUAGAUAAACUGCAACACGCAAGUGAUAUGGCUUUAAGCUUUCAUGAAGUUAAAGAUGCAUCUCCACUGAAAGAUGUAUCUCAAAAUGGAGAUCAAACACUCUCUGAAAAAAGUAAUGUUACAGAAGAAGAUUUAACAGAUUCAGGCCACAUGACAGAAGUGGAUAAAAAUCUUUCAGUAAAAUUGGAAAAUCAGGAUGCUAAUAUCACAGUAACUGUGGAAGAUCUAAAGAUGGGAACUGAUGAAACAAAGCUCAUUCCUAACAAGGAAUUCAAUCAUGCAAUCGAAGCGAAUAUUUUUGAAAAAGAUAAACUGGAUGAAAACGAACUUGUAAAUAAAACUAUAAACAUUGAGGAGGUAAAAAGAACGAAUAAUGAAACAGAAAAAUGUGAUGUUAGGCAGGAAGACAUGCAUGGAGAAGCUACUUAUAUUGUUAUAAAAGAUGAAGUAGAUCACAGUAAUACUAUAGAUAAAAUUGUGAAGAUUGAAGAUAUAAAAAUGACUGAUUAUGAACAAAAAGAUAUCGUUAUACAGGACGAAAAAAUUAAAACUAACGAAAAAGACGAAACAGCUAUAAUAGAACCUUUGCGUUUGAAUAUAAAUGAUGAACUACCCGAAAAGCCAGAUUCUGUAACGGUUGAUGAUGAAAUUAUUGUGUCGGGAAACAAUAGCCCGUAUGUAUCUGUCGCUGCAGACUUGGACAAAGUAUCUGAAGAGAAGCCUUUAGAUAAUUUUGAGGAAAUCGAAAACUCAUUCACUGUAAGUAACGUUCCAAACUCACCGCCGAUUACUUCUAAGGGGUACAAUUUUAACUUUGACGAAAUCGAUGAUCCUUUUGCAACUAAAGUUAAGAUACGUAUGUCCCCUUCCCUCGAAGAGCCGAACAAAACCAGUGAUAUCAAAAAUGAAGAUAAAAGUUUGCCAAAAGCAGAACCGAUUAAAAAGGAUAUAAAUAAAAAUAGAAGGAGAUCUCAGCCCGCAAGGCAAAAGUUGUCCAACAUGAAAAAGCCAUUUAAUGCCACUUUUGAUAGCACUGUGAGUAUUAUAGAUACGGAAAAGCCGAAAAUUAAAUCAAAUACUGAAAUUCAACAAACUGUUGCCGAUGUGAAAAUCGAUGAAAAACAAAUUUCUCCUGUAACCUCUCCGAUUGAUGUAAUUGCAAGUACACCCAUUUCAGCGGAUGACAAACAUACUGAAAAGGAUUCUGAAGUUAAAAAUGUUGAUCCCAUAGAGGCUGAGAUGACUUGUAAUGUGACGGUAAUAGAAGACAAACCAAGUGAUGUCACAAUGAGCGAAGAAAACAAAGACUCGUUGGAAUCAGUAACUGCGAUAUCAAAUGAAAUUAAAACUACAUCAUCGUCUGAACAGUCUACUUAUUACUCUGCUGGCACAUCAUCCAAUGAUAGCAUGAAGUCAAGAAAUGUCUUCAAUUUGCCUGAAAUUGAUGAUAUGAACUUUAAUCCAUUUGCAACUAAGUCGAAAAUUCGCCAGUCUCCACCUCGUGAUUUAGAUAUGGACAAUCCUUUUACUACUAAAAGUAAAAUCAUGAAUUCACCUGAUUGUUCUGUAGUACUGCAUCAAGAUAAUGGCAAGAAAGGAGCAAAUACGACAGCAACCAUUGGAAAUAAUCAUGCUGAAAAACAUUUAGAAGAUAAAAUGGAAACAGAACCUAUGGAGAAAGACUCCUCUGUCAACAUAAGUAACACUACAUGUUCAUCCAAGGCUACAGAUAAUGACGUCACAGUAAAAGAAGUUAAUACUGAAGACGAAGAUACCGUGGAGGGUCCAUUCCUAGAAGCCGAGGAUAAUAAUGAAAACAAACAAUCUGAUUUCGACGGAGACAACAUAGAUAUGAUGCAAUUUAAUGACAUGCCUGUACAAGAACACGAUGAAAAUGCUGAUGGUGAACUUUUCAUUGAUGCUGAAGCGUUUGAAUUUCUCUUAAAUCAAAAUAAGAGUAAUGUUGUUGCUGAUAGUGGCAAAGAGAGUUUAUUUUUAAAAUUUGAUCCUUUGUUCGCGAAGAGAAUGUCAUCUGACAGUGUUGUCGCUGCUUUAAGCAGAGCUCAAAAAAGACAAAGUACUCCAACGCGGGCCCCAAGGCUACAGAGAAAUGCG